Molecule: messenger RNA, 8859 nt
Organism: Pongo pygmaeus (Bornean orangutan)
Lineage: Eukaryota; Metazoa; Chordata; Mammalia; Primates; Hominidae
Gene: ZNF354C
Product: zinc finger protein 354C
Exons: 5
Coding region: 849-2672 (607 amino acids)
Biological process (GO): regulation of DNA-templated transcription
Molecular function (GO): DNA-binding transcription factor activity, RNA polymerase II-specific; RNA polymerase II cis-regulatory region sequence-specific DNA binding
Source: RefSeq, a predicted model, not a curated record
GGCGUGGGGCCCGAGGCAUGCCGGGAGUGGUAGUUCUCCCGGGGUUGGCGGGGUUUCGGGGACAGCUCGCGGCCUUUCGGGGGUUCUUCUGGCUUGGGCCAUCCAGGCUUGGCUAGGAUUGCCGGCCUGGGCUUGAGGCGCUCGCAGUGGUCUCUUCCGGGCCGGGGUGGAUCCGGGCCUCUCCAGCGAGUGGGCGGCGUGCAGCCUCGUCUGGGCUGCUGGGACCAGCCCUGCGCGGCUCGGGGCCCUUGGCCACUGGGUCCCGGGGCGCCGUCCGCGAGCGGCCUGGACUGCCGGAGACCCGCGGGAGGGAGCGCCUCGCCAGGUGAGCUGGGUGCGCCGGGCCGCUGGGGUGGGGGUGCCAGCCUUUUGUCAUUGUUCAUUCUGCGAUUUUCUUCUGUGCAUUUUCUUCUGAGUAACGGAAAUAAUAAAAGCAAUAGCUGAUGCCCGCCGAGAGCGCUCGGGUGCCAGGCACCAGACUAGCGCAUCGCCCGAACGAACUCCGCGCAUCCCUGCUGACAGAUAGGGUGGCGGUACGCAGUUCCCGCUCUGUCAGGAGGAGACCGAGGCAGAGUGGCGAGGUCAUUGCCCCAGAUGUAACUGGGGCCUGGGGCUAGGAUCAGGAUUCCCUUCCCGGCCCUUGUGACUUUGGGCAGGUCACGACCUCCUGGUUUUCAGUCUCCGUAACAUUUGUAAAUGUGAAGAUUGAAAAUACUGCGUGGAAAACACUCACCGCUUCCUGGGAGGAGGUGCGCGUCGCUGCGUAACCGAAGCCUUGCACGGCAGCUUCCCCUGGGCUGGUCGAGGCACCCGCUGGAACUGGCCUGGCAGAACCCCAGGUUGGCUCCAUGACAGGGGGCACCCUGAGGAGUCGCUGCAGAUCGCGGGCCUGGAGGCCCUCACACUUGCCCGGCUGCCCCAGGCAGCCUCUUCCCUUGCUCUCUGUGGGGCAGACCCACCGUGUCCUCACACUGCUCUCCCUGGGCAAGAAGACUGAGGAGGAAGGGAUGGCUGUGGAUCUGCUUCCCGCUCAGGAGCCUGUGAUGUUCAGGGAUGUGGCUGUGUUCUUCAGCCAGGACGAGUGGUUGCACCUGGACUCUGCCCAGAGAGCCUUGUACCGGGAGGUGAUGCUGGAGAACUACAGCAGCCUGGUCUCACUGGGGAUUCCAUUUUCAAUGCCAAAGUUGAUUCAUCAAUUGCAACAAGGAGAAGAUCCCUGCAUGAUGGAAAGAGAAGUCCCUGCAGAUACCUGUCUAGGUUUUAAGACGUGGCCUGAAACAGAAGCAUUGCCUCAUAGACAGGACAUUUUUAUAGAAGAAACAUCUCAGGGAAUGAUAAAGAAAGAAUCCAUUAAGGAUGGUCACUGGGACAUUAACUUUGACGAAGUUGUGGAACUUGAGAGCGGGAUAGAAGAAGAGCAAGAGAAGAAACCUCUUAGACAAAUGAUAGAUUCACAUGAGAAAACCAUCAGUGAAGAUGGAAACCAUACAAGUCUUGAAUUGGGGAAAAGCUUAUUUACAAAUACAGCUCUUGUCACACAACAGAGUGUUCCUAUAGAAAGGAUACCCAAUAUGUAUUAUACAUUUGGGAAAGAUUUUAAACAGAAUUUUGAUCUCAUGAAAUGCUUCCAAAUUUACCCAGGAGGAAAACUUCACAUCUGUAAUGAAUGUGGGAAGAGCUUCAAGCAGAAUCUUCAUCUUAUUGAACAUCAGAGAAUUCAUACAGGUGAGAAACCCUACAAAUGUAAUGAGUGUGAAAAAACCUUCAGCCACAGAUCAUCCCUUCUUUCUCAUCAGAGAAUUCAUACUGGAGAGAAACCUUACAAGUGUAAUGAAUGUGAGAAGGCAUUUAGCAACAGUUCAACCCUUAUCAAACAUCUGAGAGUGCAUACUGGAGAGAAACCAUAUCGAUGUAGGGAAUGUGGUAAGGCCUUUAGCCAGUGUUCCACCCUCACUGUACAUCAGAGAAUUCAUACUGGAGAGAAACUCUAUAAAUGUGGUGAAUGUGAGAAAGCCUUCAACUGUAGAGCAAAACUUCACAGGCAUCAAAGAAUCCAUACAGGUGAGAAACCCUAUAAAUGUAGUGAGUGUGGGAAGGGAUACAGCCAGUUUACAUCUCUAGCUGAACAUCAGAGGUUUCAUACUGGAGAACAACUGUAUAAAUGCUUGGAAUGUGGGAGAACCUUCACACGUAUUGCAACCCUUAUCGAACAUCAGCGAAUUCACACUGGGCAAAAACCUUAUCAGUGCAAUGAAUGUGAGAAAGCCUUCAACCAGUAUUCGUCCUUUAAUGAACAUCGGAAAAUUCAUACUGGGGAAAAACUUUAUACAUGUGAGGAAUGUGGGAAAGCCUUUGGUUGCAAAUCUAACCUUUAUAGGCAUCAGAGAAUUCAUACUGGAGAGAAACCGUAUCAGUGUAAUCAGUGUGGAAAGGCCUUCAGCCAGUAUUCAUUUUUAACCGAACAUGAGAGGAUCCACACUGGAGAGAAACUGUAUAAAUGUAUGGAAUGUGGGAAAGCCUACAGUUACAGAUCAAACCUUUGUAGACACAAAAAAGUUCACACGAAAGAGAAACUCUAUAAGUGGAAGGAAUAUGGGAAACCCUUCAUCUGCAGCUCCUCACUUACCCAGUAUCAGAGAUUUCUUAGAGGAGAUAAAGCCUAUGAGGUUUAGUUCAUCUCUCAAAUAAUCCAAGACUUCUCACUGGGGAAUAAGGGAAUAAUAAAUAGGGUACAAACUCCUAAUAGAUUUGUCUUUUUUACUUCUCCUGAGAGAAAUAAGUUAGUUGCCACUAAGUCAUGAUAAAAUUGAUCAGCGAGACUAUGAAAAGCACUGACUUGUUAAGUUUUAAAAGAACCAUAAAUUCUAAGGUAUCUAAAAACCUAUGAGUAUUUAAUUCAUAGAAAAAAUGUAAAAGGCCUUUUAAAAAAUCAUGAAAAAUAGUUGAAUAUACAUUUUGUUUCUCUCAUAAGACCAUAUUCCCUUUAAAAGAGUAAGCUUCAAUAUGUGGAUUUUCUUUUAAAAACAGUCACUGAGUUAUUAAUCAUGUAAAUAAGUGUGUGGCCUUCUUUAAAAUAGCUGGCUAACAUAGGAAGCGCUUCUUUUCAUAAAGAGAAGCCAAACAUAAAAAGGAAUUAUUUAAAUUUAACUCUUCACAUGGAAAUAAUAAUAAAGCUUUUUAUAUGAGCUGUCCCACCAGCAACUUACAUAUGUAAACAUACAUAUAUACACAUAUGCAUGUGUGUGUGUAAACAUAAGAGUCCUUUAUUAUUAAAAAAUGUAGUUUUAUUGAUUUAGAAUUUAGUUCUUAAAAUCUUGCCCAAAGGUAGACUCUCUUUCUUUUACUUUCUUCCAUUAUUUCUUAAAUUGAUGUGGUUUUAUAUAACUGAACAGAGUACUAUUACAGUACCGUAGAAGGUGGAUUAACUGAAGCAGCUGGAAAGACUGUCAAGCACAUACUUUGUUAUCUGUUGCAGAAGGGAUGUAUUUGGCAGAAUCUCAGGCUACAAGUCUGGUAGCUCAUUAGAGCCAGGAGAGAUUUUAGUUUAAUUAUAGCCUUUCAUUGUACUAAUGAAGGAUUUGAACUUAGUGAACAGAGUCAAGACUAGAAUCUAGGUCUUCAGUUCUGGUAUUUUGUGAUCAUUAUAGGCUCGUUUCCAACCUGAGGUCCCAAGAGUACUAUUUGUUUUGUAGCCUGGUUAGACAUAGUUGCAGUAAUUUAAAGUUACUGCGUUAUCUUUAAGGGUUUCCUCUCACCUUAAUCUUAAUAAUUGACUUACAACUAUAUUCUUUUUUCUUAUGAGUCCCUAAUUAUGCCUGCUUUUGCUAUAAUUGUACUUAAAUCCUUAAAGUUAGCUGAGGUCCAGAUAGUGUAAUUGCUUUUGGAGGCUUCACAUAUAAGGUUGCCUUCUUAUUACACAUAUUUUAGGAAUUAUUUUGUGGAAAGUUGUUAUAUAUGAAGAGUUUAUUAUUAAGCAUUCUUUUCAUCAGUUUAAAUGUUUAGUUCCUCCCAGGCAUUUUUCCUCCAAUUUUAUAUUUGAUUUUCAUUCAAUUAACAGUUGGUAUCAUUAAAAAAAAAAAUUCUAAUACAAUUAGCUAGACCUUCUGAGAAAAAUGUUAGAAUUAAACUCAAGCAGUCUGUAUAGUAUAUUUCUUAACCAACUGGUUUUAGCUUAUCGAAAAGUAAUUGUUUUAUGUAUUUAAAUACAUUUACAAAGAAAAUGAGGCUUUUAAACAGACCUCACUAUUUAACAUUGUACACGGUAGUGGUGAGCAUGCUUAGUACCCAAAUUUUGGUUUCUAAAUGCCAUUCCCCACUAAAAGGAACCAGGAUUCCUUGGAGAAAUGGCUGAUUCCAUGUUUGGAGCAGGGGAAGUGGGUGGUGGGGGUGGCUAAAAUACCUUUUUUAUUAAGAAAAUAAAAUAAAAAGCAAGAUAGUAUUUGAAGACUAAUGGGGUAAUGUCAGAAGGGGACAGGCGCCAAGUUGAAGGUAUUCUCACUGGCCAAAUUUAGGACAACUUAAAAAGAAUAAUCACUCUUAUUGGUGAUAAUACUAAGAAGGAAAAGAAGUUCAUAAUGAUGAAAGUAGAGAAAAAAGAAAACUAUAAAAUUAUUUGAAGAAUGUCUUUUAAAUGUACACGGAAUGAUAGAUUUGGAAAAAUUACCAUUUUACAACCCUUAAUGUAAUUAAGUCUGGCAAAAAUCGAUGGUAAAACCCAUUAAGUGAAAAAAAUUUUAAGAAACUUCGUUUACAAGGUGUCAGAACAUCACAGAUAUCUAUUGCAAAAGAAUUGCCUUUACAAUGAGAUUUGGCUGUCAAACUGCAUUUCACUACUUCUGGAAUAAGCCAGCAUUAUGUGGCUCUUGAUGGGAUGCAGUAUGAAGCAUGUGUGACCAUCCUUGAUGUACUGCCAAAAAUGUUUACCUCAAAUUUAAUUAAAUCUUUUGUCUAGACUUAUCUUCCUGGUUAAAGAAAUACAGGAAUAGAGGAACAAGUUGAAUUACACAGUAUGGAAAUAGACAAGUCCAGAGUUGGUAUAGGACAACUGGUCUGGACUUUAUAUUUAUUUUAAAAUGGUUUUCUUAGAUUUAUUUUUUUAAACAUAACACGAGGAAGGUGUUAAAACUGGUGUAAUAGCUCAAAAGAAUUAAGUAUUCCAGAUUUCAGGAGGGAUGAAGAGGGAGAUAUUCAGAAACCUUCACCAGAUUCCUCCCAACUUGAUUAUAGCGGAUUAAUGAUGUGCUUUGUGGAUGUCGUUAGUCAAUGACACCAGCUUGUGGAUGUGGUUAGUCAAUGACACCAGCUUGACGGAUCUUUCUUUCUGCACCAAACCCCAUUGAGUUAUCUCGUCCCCUUGGCUGACGAAGAGCCAUUAGGCGAGGAUCACUGGCAUCAUCCAGGGUGAUGUUCUUCAAGCGACUGACCAACCGAUCAGGUCGAGGAGCUGCAACAGCCUUGGGGCCCUCACAGACUUGCCAAACAUUCCAGGCACUGCACUUGCCAGUGUGCUGAUGAAGAAUCAAGAAUCACUGAGAACUCCACCUCUUCUCCUGCCUGGAGCUCAAGGCCAUCCUCAACUUCUUUCACAUGGCAAAAGAGCUUCUUGCUAUCCCCUACUUCAUAGUUAAUGAAGCCAAACUGAUCUUGCAUACAUUCCACUGUGGCCCUACGCAGGGGUGUGAUGUUGUAAGCCAUAGUUGGUGCAUUUUGGCCCUGGUCUGGACUUUUCAAAAAGCAAAUGUAGUAAAACAAAAAGUGGUCUCUUCUAGAUUAAGGCAAGAGACAUAACCAAAUGGAAAGUGUGAUCCUUUAUUAGCUUCUGAUUCAUUAAAAAAAAAACCUAUAAAAGACAUUUGGGGGGAUAUUUGGGGAAAUAGGAAGAUGGAAUGGGUACUAGAUAAUGUGGUAUGUUUGAUUUUUCUAGAAGUGAUAAUUGAGUUACGUAGGAUAAUAAUGUUCUAAUUCUUAGGAGAUGCAUGCAGAAGUUUUCAAGUUUGAAAAGUCAUGAUGUUGGCAGCAUAUUUUCAAAUAUGUACAAAAUUAGUCAAUUUUUUUUUUGUGGUGGCGCUAUAUGUGGUGGAUGUUCAUUGGUCAUUUAAAACAUUUUUCUAUAUGUGUCAAUUUCUAAUAAAAAUUAAUGCAAAAAGUGAUUGGAUAAAGUGAUGAAUAUUAAUCUUUCAAUCAGAAUUCUCCAUUUAUAUUCUUAGGAAGUUCCUGUUUGAGAGUUUAUCCUCCAGGGAUGUAAUCAUUGGAAAUAAAGUAACUAGGUGGUACUGGUUCCCCUUUAAAUGGAAUGAGCAUGCUCCACUUUCUCUCUCAUGCUAAAUGUAACUAAGGCAUGGAGCAGCUGUCUGGUGACCCUCAAAAGUAAUGAUAACAGGCAGAUUUGGGAAGGAAACUAGAAUUUGAAACAAGAUCAUUGUGGCGCUCCUGGGCAUUCCUGUGGUGAGGACAGAGAUGGCUGAGCAGGCAUCUAAACCUUAGAGUUAGGAACCCUUCACUCUGGGUAGAGGAUUUGUGAGCCAAAAAGGGUUAGGAGAAUCCCCAUUGCUUUUCUUCCCUCACUAUCUUCCUGCUACUUGGACCUGGAGAUGAUGUAUCCAUGAGGUGUGUAGCAGAGAGGAGAACCUAAACCCUUGGUUUUCUAACCUGAAGAUCAGGAAGAGGAAGUGGCUCCUGAGAGCUGGAAGGUGUCAAGGUGGUGACAAAGAUAAGGAAGGUCAAGAAAGUGAUUUCAUAACAGUUGCUUAUGCAAUCUGCGGCUCUCCCCUGGUCUAUACAUAUAUAGGUCUGACCCGAUAAUUGUUUGGGUCUGACACUGGGCAAAGAUCCAAAUAGCACUGAGAAUACUUAGAAAACUGGACUGACAUUAGAACCACAGCCCACAGGAGAUGGACUGGAACUGAUGACCAAGACUUAGCCAGUUAAAUUGCCUGCUGGAAAAAAUACCCUAACAUUUUCUGGAAGAAUUAAACCCCCAGAGGCUCAUAAUAUUCAAAAUGUCCAAGAUGCGAUGCAGAAUCACGUGAAAUACAUGAGUCAGGAAAUUUUCAACAAUUCAAAGGAAAGACAACAGACACCCCAAGAUGACACAGAUGUUGGAAUUAUGAGACAAAGACUUUAGAUAUUGUCACAAUGUUUCAGAAAGUGUGACCAUUCCAGAAAUUGAUGGAAAUGUCAAAUUUUUCAGCAGGAAAAUAGUAAUUUGACUCACUUCUAAGAAAUAGAAUAUGAUAGAAGUGAUGUGAUGUCACUUAAAAUAUUUGGUUAUGAAAAGACUGUGGCUUCUGCAUAGGCACGUGCUCUCUUGAAUCACUCACUUGUCCUUUCAGAAACCAGUUGCCUUAUCUUGAGGACACAGCCUGUGGAGAGUUCCAUGUAGUAAGUAACUGAAGCCCAUGGCCAACAGCCAGCAACAAACUGUGGCCUUCUAGCAACCAUGUGAGUGAGCUUAGAAGUGGAUCCUCCCUUGCCUAAAUCUUCAAAUAGGACUGCAGCCACAGCCAACUACUUGUCUAUAACCUCAUGUGAGACGCUGAGCCAGAAAGCCCUAGCUAAACCACUCACUCCUGGCUGCUUAACCCCCAGAAACUCUGGGUUAGUAAAUGUUUUAACUGGUAGGUUUUGGGGUAAUUUGUUAUGCAGGAACAGAUAACUGACACAGAACUUGGUACUUGGAGGUGGGCAGCUGCCAUAAUGAAAACCCAAAAUAUGGGAGGGGUUUUGGAACUUGGCAGUGAGUGUUAAGUAGGCAUGGGCUGGUAAAAACCUAAAGUGCUUUGAAGAAACUAUAGCAGCAUCAUGUCUGACAAGGCUGUAGAUGAGGACUUCUAGAAGAGUGAGGUAAAUGUUACUGGAAAACUGGAGGAAGGAAGAACUUACGUAGUGGCAGACUGAAAGUAAAACGUGCCUAAUAUGAUCUCACUAGAGAGAUUUCCUGGCCGAGUGUUGCAGGUGCCAUCUGGCUUCUUGAUUAUGGUAACAUAUGAGGAGAGAUUAAAAACUAUAGGAAAGACCAUUAAACAAAAAGGAUCCAGGGCUUGAUGGUUUUGGAGAUAGUCUCAUCAAGAGAACAGGAUUUGCUAAAAUUAAGAAAUCACGUCUCAGCAAAGAUCAAAUUUAGAGAACUUGGAAAAUACCCUCCAGUAAUGAAGCGCUUUAUAAUAUUUAAUAAAAAUUAAUAAAAAGAGUUGACAAAGAUGUGGAAAAAUUGGAACCCUCACACACUGCUGAUGGGAGUAUAAAAUGGUGCAGACUCUUUGGAAAACAGACUGGAAUUUACUUCAAAGAUUAAAUAUAGAGUUACCAUGUGACUUAGCAAUUCCACUCCUAAAUUUAUACCCAAGAGAAAUGAAAACAAACAUUUAUAUAUGUACAUGAAUGUUCAUAGCAGCAUUAUUCAUAAUAGAAAGUGGAGACAACCCAGUGUUCAUCAGCUGAUGAAUGAGUAGGCAAAAUGUGGCAUAGUUGUAUAAUGAAACGUUGUUUGUCAAUAAAAAGAAAUAAAACACUGAUAAAUGCUGCAACAUGGAUAAACCUUGAAAACGUGCUGGGUGAAGGAAGCCAGUAACAAAGGACCACAUAUCGUAUGGUUCCAUUUAUAUGUGAUUUUCAGAAUAAGCAAAUCUGUAGAGGCAGAAAGUAGAUGAUUGAUCUCCAAGGGCUUUAGAGAGUUGGAGAAAAUGUGGGGUGACUGGUAAUGGAUGUGGAGUUUCUUUUUGGAAUGAUGAAAAUUUUCUAAAAUCAUGCUAAUUAUCACGCAACUCUGAAUAUACUACAAGGCUUUGGAUUGUACACUUUAUAUGGGUGAAUUGCAUGGUAUGUGAGUUCUAUCUCAAUAAAGUGUGUUGUAAACAACCU